GAGUCGGAAAUAAAAGAAUUGAGAAGCAAAGAAAAAAAACUACGAGAAGGCAUACGCAGAAAUCAAAAUGACAGUCGUACAGUUUCCCGUAUGGAGUCCAGCAUUUUAGCAGUUCAAAGAGAUAUUGCUAAACUUGAAGGAAAACAUUCCCGUCUUAACAAAGAGCUUAAAAACCGAAUAGAACGAAAGCGUGAUAUAUUUUGA
Messenger RNA from Auanema sp. JU1783, 204 nucleotides. Lineage: Eukaryota; Metazoa; Nematoda; Chromadorea; Rhabditida; Rhabditidae. The record is from the annotation of a GenBank genome assembly.